AUGUCGAUGGCGGCGGCGGCGACGAGGGCCCCGGGCAGGGCGGCGGCGCGGUUCGUGCAGGCCAGGCUCCGCUCCUCCGGCAAGGUGCUCAGCGAGGAGGAGCGGGCCGCCGAGAACGUCUAUAUCAAGAAAAUGGAGCAAGAGAAGCGGGAGAAGCUCGCACGCAAGCAGGGUCCCAGCACUGGAGAGCAAGCUCCGUCCACCCCAAGCGCUGCAGCAGGCGACGUGAACACUGGAGGCGCCGCUUCGACCGCGUCGGCGUCCGCAGCAGGCACGUCAACCGACAAGAACAGGAACUACGCCGUGCUGGCUGGCACCCUCGCCGGCCUGAGCGCCCUGGGCUGGUACCUCCUGUCCAAGCCCAAGAAGACGGAGGAGGUCGUCGACUGA
This is a messenger RNA of Triticum turgidum subsp. durum (durum wheat), 390 nucleotides long. Lineage: Eukaryota; Viridiplantae; Streptophyta; Magnoliopsida; Poales; Poaceae. The record is from the annotation of a GenBank genome assembly.